AUGACGAUUGGUACAGGUAACAUUGGAUCACGUAAUAGCAGUCGUAGUACAAAAAAUGCAAAAUAUAGUACAAGUAAAAUUCGUUCUAAUCAAUAUGGUAGUGGCAUUAUGGGCGGAAAUUCUAUGCUUGGAGGUCAACCAUUAUGUGGUUUACCGGGAGGAUCAAAAAGCGAAAUAAAGCAUCGUUUUGAAAUUACCAAAAAACUUGGGUCCGGUACCUAUGGUAAAGUAUCACUUGCUUAUGAUCACAAAACUGAACGAGAGGUAGCUGUAAAGCUUAUUAAAAAGAGUGCCAUUGAAAAUAAGCAAGAUCUGGUAAGAAUUCGACGAGAAAUAAGAAUAAUGUCUGCAUUGAAUCAUCCUAAUAUCAUACAAAUUUUCGAAGUAUUUGAAAAUAGGGAUAAAAUAAUACUCGUUAUGGAGUAUGCAAGUGGUGGAGAAUUGUACGAUUACGUGAGCACAUUUGGAUCUCUUCCGGAACCGGAAGCUCGCCGUAUUUUUCGUCAAAUCACGUCUGCUAUUCUUUACUGUCAUAAGCAUAAAGUGGCACAUAGAGAUUUGAAGUUGGAAAAUAUCUUAUUGGAUGCGGAUAAUAAUGCAAAAAUUGCCGAUUUUGGAUUGUCCAAUUAUUUUUCCGACAAAACACUCUUGAAUACAUUUUGUGGCAGUCCACUUUAUGCUUCUCCUGAAAUCAUUAAUGGUACACCGUAUAGAGGCCCAGAGGUGGAUUGUUGGAGUUUAGGAAUUCUUCUCUAUACACUUGUUUACGGGUCAAUGCCAUUUGAUGGUCGUGAUUUCAAUCGAAUGGUUAGACAAAUUAAGCGUGGCGCAUAUUUUGAGCCUGAUACACCAUCAACUGCCUCAAUGUUAAUUAGAAAUAUGUUGCGGGUGAAUCCAGAAAGGCGAGCAGAUAUUGAUGAAAUUGCUAGUCAUUGGUGGCUAAAUUUGGAUGAAAAUAUGCCUGUAAUUCAAGAACUUCCAGAAAAUCAGAUUAUCGAUCAUACACCAUUAACAGAUCGGGCAGAAACGAUGGUUGUGCAAGAUUUAGCCGACGAAGCUGAUGUAUUCAUGGAUUUUGGACAUUUAAGUCCUUCAACUAGACUUAAAAUUGAGGAAUUUCGAAGACGACGUAAAGAAGCUGAAGAAUAUAUUGAAAAUUCACCAAUAAAACCACCAAAAGCACGACGAACAGAUGGCACCGAAAUGCCAACACUUACAGCUGCAGAAAAAAGUUUACGUUAUGAUCCUCGAUUAAAUAAGGAAAAAGAACAAGAACGAGUAUCAGUGGAUGAACCGGAUGCAUAUUAUGAACCAUUGGAAAGACUUAAAAGAUUGGAAUCAAGAUUACAAAGCAAAGAUAAUCAGGCACAUAUUACGGAUAACAAAUUAACAAAUAUUUCUAAUUCAAAUCAGGCAAAUAAAGAAAUUCGUCGAUUCAAGCAGCCAUCAUUGGGAACUGUUAGCGGAUGUGACAAUAGCAGUAGCAGAAUGAUAAUCAAAAAUGAAAGAUUGAGUCCGGAACAACCUGAUGAUCCGGUUACUUCAAAUUCUAAAAUUAGUGUGAUAUCAACCGGUGCAAACAAUGAAACUUCUAAACCUUCAUUUGUUCCAUUGAAUUCUGAAAGUGUAAUUGCAGCUGCUAAAGCAUCUAGGAAACCAUCAGCUGAAACAUGGAGAUUAGAGAUGGAUUCAUUGAAUAUGCUUAUGAAUCAGGUAUUAGAACAAAUGGAGAAAGGACCGGUUAGUAUGACAUUAGUUGCACGUAUCAAAGCUCAUCCAUUUUAUGAUUCACGACCUAUGGUAAAAGAAUUAUUGGAAUCAAUUAUUGCAGCACAACCGCCAUCUGUGCAAAAGCAAGCUUCGAAAUUAAUCCAACAACAAUCUCAGGAAUUAAUUAAACGACAAACAGUUGGAGGAACAACAACAUCAAUUGGUGGUGGAAUGGUAGGAAUAACGGGAAGACGAAGUAGUAAAACAUAUGAUAUAGGUACAACUACAUCACCGGUAAAAAUGGAUGAGAAACGGAUAACCGGAAAAUAUCAAUCAAAUGGUAUAGCACAACGUAAUGGACAAAUGAAAAAUUUUGGUGAAAGACCAUGGCAUAGUGUAGAAGUUGGUUUUGAUCCGGAUGAAGAUGUGGAGCAUAAUGUAGGAACACCACAAUCAUUCUCUCAUAAUGAUGAACUUACAGAAGAAAGUGUUCAGGAUACCUCAUUUGAAGAUGAAAGUGAUGGAGAAAUUAUUCUUGAUAAUGAUAGAAAUCAAUCUAAUGCAAAUUCACGUGAUCGUGAUGAAGCAUUGAAGGAAAAUGAUGAAUGCAGUGAUGAAGAUGAUGAAGAGGUUGAAGAAAGUGAUAGUGAAAUUGAUGAACUUGGUAAAGAAGUGGAACAGAUUGAAGAUGAAGGAAAUGGUUCAUAUCGUACAGCUAUAUCAGAGGAAAAUCUUGGUGAUUCAGGUGAGCAUAAUCCACCACCAGAUCCACAUAUGAAAAAUGUUGCACCACAGUUUGUUGAUGCAUUCGAUCGAGGCUUAGCAAAACGACAAAGUAAAGGAAAAUAUCAGCAUAAUAAAGUAGAGUUAUACGGUCGUGGUGUAUCAACGGAAUGUGAAAGUCCAACCUUACCACAUCGACGUAUCGGUGGACCCCAACCAACCGUCGAACGUUCCUUAUUCCUCUUUGAUAAGGCAAAGAAAUAUAUUAUGACAUAUCCAAAACCGAUUGAUGAUAGCGGCGAUGAUAUUCCGGGUAGGCUUGGCAAAAAAAUUGUCAAAAAUUGGCUACGAACACAGGAUCCAGAUGUUAUGGUUACAAGCACUGAAGCAUCAGCUGAAGUUGCAAGUAGAGUUUGUUCGGUACCACCAAGGUCACCACCAAAUGUAAUUAAAUUGGAUAAUGAAGCUUCUGAAUCAGAAAGUGAUGAAGAUGAGGAAAAUGAAGAGGAUGAAAAUGAGGAAAGUGAUGAAGAAGAAAGUAGUGAAGAAAGUGAGGCAAACAAAGUGUUAUCAAAUAAACAAUCAGUUGAAACUGAAAAACGAAAACCACAAGCAAUCAAUUUGGAAGCAAAUAUUGUAACAAACGAUGCAAAAUAUCAGGAUGAAUGUAUUAGAAAGGAUGUACUAUCAACGACAAAAAAAACAAGUAAACCAAUUAAAUUAGGUAAUCGGUCAUUAGCUAUGCCAUCAUCAAAUGAUGGAGCUAUCUCAUUUUUACAACGUCAUAAUUGGGAUCGUCGACGACGAAAUCGUACCAUUGAUGUUUCCGAAAAUGUUUUGAAGAGCAUUGCUGAUCAUCGUGACGAAAUGACGCCUAGCCGAUUAACUACUGGUCAUACAAUGGCUGUAACAAAUAAUGAUCCCGUUGGAUUAUCAUGGACUCGUACAUCAGGAUAUCCAAAUUCAACUAUUUAUGGACAAAAUACACGUUAUAAUAAUGACGAGAAUUUUAAAAAGACAACAGAAAAAGAUACAGCUUCACCGGGAUUAAAUUAUAAUUUGUAUGUAGCACGAGAUGAUAAACGAAAGUCAAAAUCAGCGCAUGACCUUUCACCUGAUCGACCUGAUUUAUAUGCUGGAACUACUACUAAUGUAAGCAAAUUUGCUACACCUGGUUCAUCUAAUAUUAAUCGUUAUGAUAAUGAGUCAUCAAUACCUCAAUCAUGGGCAUUAGAGCCAAAAAGAUUUUAUGUGUAUCAGACAAGAGCUGAACGUGAAGCUGAAAAAAAUACAGUUGUUAGUAAUUUACAUCCUUCAUCAACGUAUCGUAUGACGGGUUCUUCAUGGUACAAUGGCACAUCAGCAGGUAGUAAUUAUCCAAUUUCUUCAUAUACAACUGAUUAUAAAUCUCGAUAUGAUGAAAAUUAUUUGUAUCGACGAAACAACACCUAUGAUACUGAUAGUGGAACUACACAUAAUAGUGAAAUAAUGCCUAGUAUUCAAAAUCAAACAAAUCAUGAAUCAUCAAAUGUUGGUUCACAUCGUUAUCGACCAGUAACACGUCAUAUUGCGUCAGUUCUCGGUGAUUCAACACGUCGCAUAUAUGGUCGUUCAAAUAGUAUGGAAAGAAGUGCAUUACGUCAAGAUGACAUUGAUUAUUUUGGUUUUCGAAAUUUCAUGACAACAACAUCUGACUUAAAUACUGGUGAUAAGGGUGAAUAUAGUUAUGUUAAUUUUCACGAUACAUCAUCUAUUCGAGGAUCAACACCGCAUGAACCAGAUCACAACAAAUUGCCAACACGUGGUAUUUUAAAAAAUAAACAGAAUACAGAAAAUGAUAGCCGUGCAUCAGCCGAAAUAUCAUCUACGGGAAGCAGUCAAGGAAUAGUUGGAGGAAAAGAUCAAACAUCUACAACUUCUGGUAAAAUUUCAAAGGAUGAGCAAUCAAAAGCUGCUAAGAAACGUUCACUUUUUUUGGCACUUGGAAGACGACGAACAACAGAAAUGCGCCUUGGGCCAGAUGGUAAAAUUACAGUUGCAGGAUUGGAAACAGAUUUUAAGAGACCAUCAUCACCCAUUGAUAAGAUUAAAUCACUUUUUCGAAAAAGUAAGGAAAGUGUAAUUCCAUCACCCUCUCAACAUGCACAUCUUGAUUAUGCUAAUUUUCCAACAACAACAACAACUUCAGCAAGGUAUGGUUUUACGGAUAAAGUUUAUGGUGUAUAUCCAUCAUCUCAUCUUGCACCUACGCUUAUUACGCGUGAUCCAUUUUCAUCACAAUAUAGGAAAUAUACGGCUGCUUUAACAACACCUGGAUCAACUGGUAGUAAUUAUAAUCGAUAUAAUUAUACGACUGGCACAAAUGAUCGAAUGUUACGUCAUUGGCAUGAAGAUCCUCACAUAUACUGA
Molecule: messenger RNA, 4842 nt
Organism: Brugia malayi
Lineage: Eukaryota; Metazoa; Nematoda; Chromadorea; Rhabditida; Onchocercidae
Gene: Bma-unc-82
Exons: 38
Coding region: 1-4842 (1613 amino acids)
Biological process (GO): microtubule cytoskeleton organization; protein phosphorylation; intracellular signal transduction
Cellular component (GO): cytoplasm
Molecular function (GO): tau-protein kinase activity; protein serine/threonine kinase activity; ATP binding
Source: RefSeq, a predicted model, not a curated record